AGGGCAGUUUUGAAACUACAGCACUACUUCAUCACCUUGGCAGAACAUUGUAUUGUAAUUUGGUUAAGCAAUACUGUUUCAUAUAUAUAUUUCCCGCCUGUACAUGGACUAUGAAGAGGACGAUGACGUCUCCUUUGCAAAAUGGAUGAGCAGUUUCUGGGGACACAAUGUGCCAGAUGAAACUGACAACACGAGUAGAUCUGGCAGGAAAUGGCAGACAAGAUCCCUGGUGGAAAGGAGAGCCUCCCUUCCGGCUAAACUUUCUUCUAUCCACAUGACAAGAUUUCCUGCUUCUACCAGGAUCCCAUCACCAAGCCAUCUGAGAGAUUGCAAAGAAAUGCGAGAAGACCAAGAUUCGAAAGAUACAAAAUGGCACUGCCAUGCAAAGGCGUGCAAGAAGUCCUCAAAUGGCAGUUCUUCUCAGGGGGCAAGCGGACCAAACAGUCGCUCAAAUUCCAUCCUGGAGUUUUCAGAAUCUUUUGACAGGCAGCUGCAUUUCAAAAACAAGCGCUCAGUUUCUUUGGAGCCUGAAGGGAUGAAACAGAGACGAGAAAGAGAGAGACUGCGGAGUCACAAGAGCAGGUCUCAUAAGAAAAUGGGAGAAAAGAAGGAACCCAAGUAUGAGCAAGUGGUAGGAGAAAUCAGCGUGGAGCUCCCGGCUGGAAAACGUAGUUAA
Messenger RNA from Euleptes europaea (tarantolino), 676 nucleotides. It is a transcript of the gene LNP1, whose product is annotated as leukemia NUP98 fusion partner 1. Bases 104 to 676 code for a protein of 190 amino acids. The transcript is spliced from 3 exons. The record is from RefSeq and is a predicted model, not a curated record. Lineage: Eukaryota; Metazoa; Chordata; Lepidosauria; Squamata; Sphaerodactylidae.